AUGAUUGGACGUACCACCAAGAGUUUUGCUGAUAUAGUUAUGGCGGGAGAAAUGAUUGAGAAUGCCAUAAGAGGUGGCAAGAUAGAGGGGGAAACUACUAAAAGAUCAGCCUCAAGAAAGAAAGAUAAUGAGGGAUCUAGUUCGAGACAGAAUUCUGAAAAGGUCUCAUUUACGCCUAUCCCAGUGAUGUAUCGGGAGCUUUAUCAAAGUUUAUUCAAUGCACAUGCAAUAGCUCCUUUUCAUUUGAAACCGUUACAACCCCCAUAUCCCAAAUGGUAUGAUGCAAACACCAAAUGUGAGUACCAUGCAGGGAUAUCGGGGUAUUCAAUUGAAAAUUGCACUGGUUUUAAGAAGGCAGUGGAAAGACUAAUCAAGAUGGGGGUCGUAAAAUUUGACGACACCCUUAGUACAGAGAACCCGUUGCCAAAUCAUGAUGAUCAAGGGGUAAAUACAGUUAGGGAUACUGGUAUGAGAAGGGUUAAAAAGGGCGUGGCCGAAGCGAGAACACCGAUGAAAAUGAUUUGGGAAGAAAUGGUGAAAAGAGAGAUGAUAAUCUCUAAAGAAAGGAAUAGAGGAGUGAGAGACUACUGCGAAUUCCAUGCUGAAGAGGGACACGAGAUCCAGGAAUGUGACGAGUUUAAGGCCUUAGUACAAAGCCUUAUAGAUAAUAAGGAGCUGGAAUUUUAUAAAUCUAGCUCAGAUAAGGGACGGAUAUGCACAUUAGAAGAUGGACCGAAGAAUCAAAAUCGGCCAAGGAUCAUUAUUUCUUUACCAAGAAAUAAUGAAGUUGAAAUACGAACGGUACCGAAAGUCUUUAUUCAUAAACCUGUUUCCUUUCCUUAUAAGGAGAACAAGAGGGUACCUUGGAAUUAUAGUUGCAAUGUGACAAUGCCGGAGAAGGAGGAUAUAGCAGGUGCUUUUGAGGAGAUUCAAGAAGGCGUCAGAGUGAAGCCUGCAAAAGCAAAAGCUUGUGACAAAGGAAAGGGGACUGAAAUAUUGGUUAAUGGGCCAGUGAAGGAAGAAGAAGCCAGAGAAUUUCUAAAAUUCUUGAAACACAGUGAGUACAGUGUAGUUGAGCAUUUGCGCAAACAACCAACUCGUAUAUCAGUAUUGGCUUUGCUUCUGAGUUCGGAGGUACAUCGUGAGGCGUUAAUGAAGGUGCUCAACGAGACUUAUGUUACUAAUGAUAUAUCCAUCAACAAGUUGGAUCGAUUGUUUAGUAACAUAAGUGCUGACAAUUUCAUUUAUUUCAACGAUGAUGAAAUCCCACAUGGAGGCAUGAGAUCAGCUAAGGCUUUGCACAUUACCACUCGCUGCAAAGGAUAUACAUUUUCGAGUGUGCUUAUUAAUAAUUGGUCAGCCUUAAAUGUCAUGCCGUUGUCUACAUUGAACAUAUUACCCAUUGAUAGUUCUCACACGAAAACAUGCCAUAAUGUAGUGAGAGCAUUUGAUGGCACGGAGAGAAAGGUCAUGGGAAGAAUUGAUAUUCCUUUGAUGAUUGGGCCAAACACAGUUCUUCAAUCAACAUUCAUCUUAGAGGGGAAUGAGGUGCCGGUGCCUAGGAUAUCCAGAACCACAAGAAUAGGUUUACAGAUGACAGUAGGGAAAGAAGCCUUGCCAGGAAAAGGAUUGGGAAGAUAUCUCCAAAGAGGGAUUCAAGAUCCUGAAUUAAAGGAGAAAAGAGACCGUUUUGGCCUGAGUUUCAGGCCAGAUUACAAGCAGAGGAGGAAAGAAAUAGAGAAGCGCCAAGAAAGAAUAAUGGCACGUUUAGAUGGAAGAGAGGUAGAGUGGGAACUGAUGACAUUCCCCCAUAUAUCUCAAACCUUUAUAUCAAGAGGGAUGAUUCUUCCUGAGAGAGGAUUGCUCGAAAAAGGAGGUUAUCACAUCAAUGUUGUGCAUAAUGAAGAGUUUGAAUGA
This is a messenger RNA of Gossypium arboreum, 1917 nucleotides long. RefSeq lists its product as uncharacterized. The transcript is spliced from 4 exons. NCBI's taxonomy places the organism in Eukaryota, Viridiplantae, Streptophyta, Magnoliopsida, Malvales, Malvaceae. The record is from RefSeq and is a predicted model, not a curated record. Bases 1 to 1917 code for a protein of 638 amino acids.